UGGGCACUAAUUGUAAGGAGAUUUUAUCGCUUCUCGCUCUCUUCUUUACCAGACAGGCGGGAGGCGGGCAUCCAGCACAGCAGGCAACACAGAAAUCACAGAACAAACAGCGAAAUACAAGUCCACUCAAAAUGUCUGAACCCGGAGGCUCCACUGCAAGAGCGAAAAUGAAAAAUAUAUCCUGUCGAUUCUGCUCUACCAAAGCCACUCUUCUCUACAACAUCUACAAGGAUGGGCCGUUAGGGAAACCAGUGGUGAAAAUUAAACACUGUAUCCCUCACUUCAAGAGAACCGAGGUGAUGAAUCUGUCCAAGUUCAUCUGCUACAAGUGCCUUGCAUUCGUUGAUGAUAUGGAAAAAUUCUUGCUGCGAGCCAAAACCGCAAGCCAGAGUGUUAUGCAAGCACCAAGCUUUACGUCCGAGAUGACACAUAAUACUCAACUGCUGUACUCACCCACAAAUGACUCACUUGUCAGUAAAAAUAAAACACUAAGGCCUUACCAUAGUCAGGGAAAUAGAACUGUUGAAAGAGUGACUGUGCCGACGACCAGUUAUUCUCAGGGUUGCAAACCUGCUUCAAAGAAAUUCAAGCAGCUCCCAGCUUCCCAAGCAGAGGAACAGAAAUAUCGAGUUCAGAAGUCGGAAAGAUCUGAGAAGAAUCUUGGCUGGGUCAAAGCGACCAACAGGUCGCCAGUGAAAAAGAGUCCUCCCAAACUGACAACCAGGAGUCUCCCUAAACCUUCACCAGUAAAGAGUUCUCAAGUGCAGUCAAAGAGAAGCACUCCGUGCUUUGUGCCACAGUACAGCAGUCCCAACUCAAACUCCACCGACUUGCUCUCAGAUAGGUACUGUCACUUGUGUCAUACCAGAUUGCCCAUGGACGCCAACGUGUACAAGCACAUUUUCGAAGUGCACAGCUCGUUGUAAAAUAAUCCGCCUUUGACGUGUAAGUCUCUGUGAAAUAGUUUGAUUUUGAACCAAAUUCUCCAGUGGUUGGAUGAGAAAAAUAAAGAAUUAAGUUGUGAUCAUGA
Messenger RNA from Cloeon dipterum, 1030 nucleotides. RefSeq lists its product as uncharacterized. Gene Ontology annotation, molecular function: zinc ion binding. The transcript is spliced from 6 exons. The record is from RefSeq and is a predicted model, not a curated record. Lineage: Eukaryota; Metazoa; Arthropoda; Insecta; Ephemeroptera; Baetidae. Gene Ontology annotation, cellular component: nucleus. The coding region runs from base 132 to 926 and encodes 264 amino acids.